UUCUGAAGGUCUGCCCACCAAUUACAGGACUCCUUACUGGAAAAACCAACUGCUGGAGCGUGCGAAGAGUCCAUAGCAACGCCCUUUUGAAAUCAAAGGGGGGGGGGGGGAGACUGCAGUCAGCUUUCAGGCCGAGCGUCUAUGCCUCAGGACGGGAAGACGCUUAGGAUGGAUACCCCACCCCCCGGCGAGCCCCUAGGGAAGCAAAACGAAAAUCUGCAAAGCCAGGAUGAGGAACUGGGGUUUAAGGAAAUGGACGGUCUGAGAGAAGCUUUGGCCAACCUUAGGGGACUGUCUGAGGAAGAGAAGGGCGAGAAGGCAAUGCUCCGCUCCCGCAUCCAAGAGCAGUCCCAGCUCAUCUGCAUCCUGAAGCGCAGAUCCGAUGAGGCUCUGGAACGCUGCCAGAUCCUGGAACUGCUCAACACUGAGCUGGAGGAGAAGAGGAUGCAGGAGAUAGAGAAGAUGAAGGUCCAGAGUGAGCACGUCCAAAAGCUGGAGGGUCGCUUUAUGACCCUCGCAGCCAACCACGAGCUGAUGAUUCGCUUCAAGGACGAGCACAAGAAUGAAAACAUCAGACUGAAGGAGGAGAACGAGAAGCUGAAGCGGGAGAAUAGCAGCCUCUUCAGUAAGGCUCUGAAAGACCAGGAGGCCAAGGUACUGCAGCUCACCGCACACAACAAGGCCUUGGUGGAGGAACUGCAGGUCUUGAAACAGAGAUGUGCCCACGAUGCCAGCCAGGCUCAGGCCCGAGAGAAGGAGCUGCUGGGCCUGCAGAACCAGCAGGCCUGUGCCCAUGCCGAGGAGAGAGAGCAGCUGCUCAGCCAGCUGCAGAGCCUCAAGCAGCAACACCGGCAGGCCACCGAACAGAUGGCGAAGGACCAGGAGGCUCACAGCAGCCUGAGCCAGGAGCUGCAGGCUAGGCUGCAGACUGUCAUACGCGAGAAAGAGGAGCUGCUGCAGCUGUCCAUGGAGAGGGGCAAGGUUCUCCAGAACAAGCAAGCGGAGAUCCGCCAGCUUGAGGAGAAGCUGGAGACGGCAGCCAUGGCCAAGAAGCAGGCACUCGAACGCUUCGAGCAGGAGGCAGUGGCCGUUGACAGUAACUUGAGGGUUCGAGAGCUUCAGCGCAAGGUAGACGGGAUCCAAAAAGCUUAUGACGAGCUCCGUCUCCAAUCAGAGGCCUUCAAAAAGCACAGCCUGGAUCUUUUAAGCAAGGAGAGAGAACUUAACGCCAAACUCCGCCAUCUCUUCCCAUAAGGGAAAUUCUGCCUCCCGUUGCCUGGGGUUAAUACUUCAGAUAUUGUGCCGUAGCUUUAUGGCAAAAGCAAAGAUAAUUCAUUUACUAUACUUUUAAGUACAAAACCACUUUACUAUGACACUGUUGUUGUUGCUGUUGUAAAAUUAUUAUUAAUGUUCAGUUCGACCAGCUAGAAUACAUUUAAGAUUAACCAGAGUCCCCACUGUGCCUUUGAAAUUUUCUUUUUUUGUUUGUUUUCUUUAUUAUUUAUUAUGUAUAUAAUAUUCUGUCUGCAUGUACACCUGCAGGCCAAAAGAGGGCAUCAGAUCUCAUUACAGAAGGUUGUGAGCCACCAUGUGCUGGGAAUUGAUCUCAGGACCUUCAGAAGAACAGUCAGUGCUCUUAACCUCUGAGCCAUCUCUCCAGCCCCGAAGUUUUCUUAAGAUUAUCUGUUUCUUCUACCUCACAACUUACUCAUCUUCAACCUCAGAUGUCUUCCUAUUGCUUAAGAUUUAUGAUUUCAAGGAUCCCGAAAUGAAUGUGCUAUUGUGAAAAAAGGAACACGUAGCCCCAUUGACCGUUGCAGAGAGUUAGGCCUACUGUAGCACUGUAGCUAAGAUCAUAAACAGACCUUAGCCCGAUUAGCAAUGAAGAGAGUCUGAUUUGAUCUGAUUUCGUUUUAGCUUGGCAAACCAAAAGUUUGAUCGCUCGCUGGCUUACCAAAAUAUAAAAGCCAGCUCCGUUAGACUCAUUCUAUUGAGCAUUGAGAUUCAAGUUCACCGAGUCAUUGAUUUUAACAUUUCCUGCAAGUGUAGCUCACUCCCACUUUCUCGGUUUUUCUCCUGAGUCACAGGUAGGAUUUGGGUGUGCUGUACUGAGACUCCCAGUGGUUUCUUCUUCUAUUUUUCAGUAUGCUAAUGGGCAAAAGCACCUCAGGUUAGGGAACCAGUCAUAGCAGACUGUGUUUGUUUUUCCAGUAACUUAUAUACUGCUUUCUGUCAAUACAUUUCUUGUAAUUGAAUUUGCAUUUCAGAAGUCCAAGCUGAAUGUACAUAAAUACGUACACAUAUACAUACUUAGGAAUUUGGUAGGAAUAGCUAUUUAACAUGGCAAUUAAAUAUAGACUUCUUAAUGUUCUUAAAGAAGUAAAGUCUUCAAGUUAAUUACCAAAAUAUAAUUUAUUUCCCAUAUCCCCCAUUUUAAUCAUUUUAUAUAUGAAAUUAUGAAUACCUGUAAGGUAGACUAUAGUAUAGUAAUUUUUCUCAUUCAUUUGCUCCAAGAACACCAAUAGUUAUAUAGCAAGUUUUAUUUACUAAAAAAUUAUUACUUGCAGGCUUUCUUUUUGCUUGUUACUUUCCCUUUCUUCCUUCCUUGAUUCCUUCCUCCCUCCCUCCCUCCCUCCCUCCCUCCCUCCCUUCCUUCCUUCCUUCCUUCCUUCCCAGAGACAAAGAAACUUAGCCCACCCAGGUUGCCCUUGAAUUCCCCAUGUAAACAAUGUCACCCUGUAAAUGAAGAAUGAGAAAGUGUGAUUGUUGUAUAUCAAAGAAUUUUAUUUACAGAUGUGUUUAUACUUUUUGUGUGUGAGUGCUUUAUCUGCAAGUGUGCGCGCGAGUGCUUUGUGUGUGUGUGUGCAAGUGCUUUGUCUGCAUGUGUGCACACGAGUGCUUUGUCUGCGUGUGUGUGCAAGUGCUUUGUCUGCAUGUGUGUGCAAGCGAGUGCUUUGUCUGCAUGUGUGUGUGUGAGUGUGUGUUUGCGAGUUCUUUGUCUGCAUGCCUUUGUUCAAGGGGGUUAGAAGGCAGCAUCAGAUUCUCUGCAGCUGGAGUCAUAAAUGGUUGUGAGCUACCUUGUGGGUGCUGGGAACU
Alexandromys fortis (reed vole) is the source of this 3096-nucleotide messenger RNA. It is a transcript of the gene Ccdc89, whose product is annotated as coiled-coil domain containing 89. Lineage: Eukaryota; Metazoa; Chordata; Mammalia; Rodentia; Cricetidae. Bases 142 to 1254 code for a protein of 370 amino acids. The transcript has a single exon. The record is from RefSeq and is a predicted model, not a curated record.